AUGAAUGCGCCCCGAAUAGGUGGUGCCUCCCUGCGGGCCACAAGGCCCACCAUCUCCUCCAGAGGCAUCAAAAGGAAAGCGCCGCGACCAACACAACCCAUGUCUGUCCAUCCUCUCCCUCCCAACCCACCUGUCAACCCCAGAAUCAACCCAUCCGCUAACACCCACCCCAGCACUAAAUCCACGCCAUCACAAAAGCGCGCACCCCCCAAAUCAGAACUCGAGCGCUUCCAAGAGCGCAUCCGCGCCGAGCGAGACGCCCGCCACAAGCAAACCUACCAUGGCAUCUCUCCGCGCGUUCUCACCUUCUUGGGCAUCACGGCCCUCACCAUCAGCACGUACACGGGCUACCUCUAUGCGUCGUACACACGCGAGGUUUCCAAAGCUCAAUCCCUGAGCAUUCCAACCGACGUUUCGGACCGCUACAACACUACCGCGCCCACCUUCGACGCUGAGGUGGAACUGUCGGAGAAAGCCAUGCGCCUGGGCGCCAAGCGCGCGGACCUGGUCCGUCUGGCGCGCGGAGACGUGCUCGAGGUGAGCUGUGGGACGGGUCGCAAUCUGGAGUACUACGAGCUGGGCGAGCGGCGGGGCGUGGAUGCUGAGGGGAGGGCUACGGUGAGGGGGUGUCGAACGCUGGCAUUUGUGGAUUUGAGUCCACAGAUGGUGGCCAUCGCAGAGGAGAAGUUUCGGCGGCUGAGGCCCGGCUUUCAGAGGGUAGUGUUCCGCGCGCAGGAUGCGGCGAGCGUGUCCGUUGUGAAGGCUGCGGUUUUGGGUCCUGGGCAGGACGCGGAUGCGGAGGUUGGGAAGGACCGGUACUACGAUACUAUCGUGCAGACCAUGGGCCUAUGCUCGAUGCCGGACCCUGUGGCUACGCUGACGCAUCUGGGCUCAAUUACGGAGCCGACUCGGGGUCGCAUCUUACUCCUGGAGCAUGGGCGGUCGUACUAUGACUGGGUGAAUCGCAUUCUGGAUAACCUGGCGCCGGCGCAUGCGGACCGGCAUGGGUGUUGGUGGAAUCGGGAUAUUGGGGCCAUUGUGAGGGAGAGUGGGUUGGAGAUUGUGGAGGAGAAACGGUGGCAUUUUGGGACCACAUGGAGGUAUGUUCUAAGGCCGAGGCAGGAUCGGGUUGAGAAGGCUGGAGAGGGUGUGUAG
Messenger RNA from Penicillium canariense, 1155 nucleotides. RefSeq names its product class I SAM-dependent methyltransferase. The transcript has a single exon. Bases 1 to 1155 code for a protein of 384 amino acids. NCBI's taxonomy places the organism in Eukaryota, Fungi, Ascomycota, Eurotiomycetes, Eurotiales, Aspergillaceae. The record is from RefSeq and is a predicted model, not a curated record.